This is a messenger RNA of Mercurialis annua (annual mercury), 386 nucleotides long. Its product is annotated as ATP synthase subunit epsilon, mitochondrial-like. The transcript is spliced from 2 exons. Gene Ontology annotation, molecular function: proton-transporting ATP synthase activity, rotational mechanism. Lineage: Eukaryota; Viridiplantae; Streptophyta; Magnoliopsida; Malpighiales; Euphorbiaceae. The record is from RefSeq and is a predicted model, not a curated record. Gene Ontology annotation, cellular component: mitochondrial inner membrane. Gene Ontology annotation, biological process: proton motive force-driven mitochondrial ATP synthesis. The coding region runs from base 112 to 345 and encodes 77 amino acids.
UGCACGUACCCCUCAAGGUUAGCGGCCAUGGGUGAUUAAUAGCCCAUCAUUUGACAAAGUGAAAAAAAAAAGACUACGAAAUCGAAAAGGAGGAGGAGAAAGAAGAGAAAAAUGGCGUCAAACGCAGCAGUACCGUUUUGGAGAGCAGCAGGGAUGACAUACAUAAGCUACUCCAACAUCUGUGCUAGUCUUGUCAGGAAUUGCCUCAAAGAACCUCACAGAACUGAAGGUAUCGGUCGCGAGAAGGUUCAUUUCUCCAUCUCCAAUUGGGUCGACGCCAAGCCCCAAAAACCCAUUCGGCUUGCUCAAGAGCCUGAUGUAUUGCUACAAGUGCUGGAAUCCUGAUAUAUUGUAUUGCUGGUUUUGUAACAGCUGUUCGCUCGGAU